Messenger RNA from Pseudomassariella vexata, 2163 nucleotides. RefSeq lists its product as uncharacterized. The coding region runs from base 415 to 2163 and encodes 582 amino acids. The record is from RefSeq and is a predicted model, not a curated record. NCBI's taxonomy places the organism in Eukaryota, Fungi, Ascomycota, Sordariomycetes, Amphisphaeriales, Pseudomassariaceae. The transcript is spliced from 4 exons.
CCUCACUUGCGCAUCUCGAUGUUCGCGACCUGAGGUUAUUCAGACUUGCAGCCCCACUAUCCUCUCUGCAGGUCACGUUAUUUUCAGCGACUAGUCCCCAAACUGCGCCCAAUAGCCCAAUUCGACCAUUCUAUUUCCGAUCACAACCCGACUGGGCAGUUCAUUGGAUGAAAAAGCAACGAAUAGUCAAUUCAGUUAAUUGUUUGUUCGCCAUUCGCUUCAACGUGCGACAACAAUAACAUCAGCGAACAACCAAUCCAAUCCAUUCACCACAUUCGAUUGAAGGCGAAUUGACCUAUUCAGUUUCACUUGGCUAAAGUUCCCAUGCUGGAUUUUUGUCCUCUCAAUUAAUUGCGACAUACCCACUCAAAACUACACCCAACACAAGCACCGAAUACCUGACCGGCUUGGGGGAUGACCAUGGCCGCACCCGGGGAUGUUCCGAUGCAAGAGCGAUACAGCUCCUCACCAGAUCUAUCAGAUCCCCCCUCUGGUCUCUCGGCACCCGCAUCGCCCAUAGGCUACGGCAGUAAUGGUGGAGACAAACCUGGUCGCCAGUUGGACGAGAUAGUUGUCGACCACUCGAACUUCCGGUUUGACGUGUCGGGCCAGCCGGUUUUGACCAAGGAUGGAGUUCCGCGCAGGAAGCCUGGUCCUAAACCGGGCACGAAGCUCAAGCGCAACUCAAAUCCUGACGGAUCUUCUGCCGACAGCGUCAAGGCUAGGAAGCCGCGCAAGCCCAGGGACCCCAAUGCACCACCCCGAAAGCGAAAGCUGGCAUCGUCUGCCGAUGGUGAAAUGAGCGACUCCAACACGCGGUCCAAGGCCACUUCCGCCUCAAGUCGUCAGAGCAUGCCGAGUAUUCUCAACGCCGACCCAGAACCGCAACCACGACCCAGCGCGCCUUCUCGAACUAGUGGAACAAAUUAUGAUCCUAUCAGGUCUAAUUACGAUCCUGUUCGCGAGACUAUGGUGACACACAGCUACUCGAAUCCCAUGACAUCGCCCCGAGCACCCACCAAUGUCGUCAACCGUGCCAGCGCAUCGCCCUCUAUCGCGAGUCUUGUCGAUCCUCCUGCGAGUGUACAGAACAUUAUCUCCCCUGCCCCCUCUCACACAACCUUUGCGCAGAGCAAUACGCAUCGACAGCCGUCGCAUCCUGCCCCGCAUCAGGAAACCAGCUCAAUGCCAGCGUCGCCGAAUCCCUUCCGGAAGGAGUUCGCCCCGCCGCCGAAGCCGGCGAUCGUGGAGACGAAGAAGCCAACCCCUACGCCUUCGUUGCCUACCAGGGCGCAAAUCUCGAUCCGCCCCGACUCCAUCACUACAAUUGGCGCUGGCUCCAAACGCACUCCUCCGAAGAACCACAGCACCACGUCGUCGUCGCCCAGGGCGGGGGCACAGAAUGAGGCACUCGCGCCUAUUUCCGGCGGAGCUGAGCGAUCGAUUCUCGACUUUGGCAAGGCAGAGCCGGGCUCGGAACUAACUGUGCCCUCAAUCACCCUUAACAUUCCGCUCAAUGGCGAGACGAACAAGUACGUCAACUUCAUGCGCAUGGCUGAGGAACGAUAUGGCUGGGAUGCUCUGCACCCGCGUCAGGCUGAGCACCGGGCACGGAAGGCACGUAUCGCGGCAGCUUCAGCCGCCUUGGCGCAGAAUGAUUCCAGCCGCGAGGGAGAUGAGAUGAGCGUGGACGAGUCCGACAACGAGGACAGCAAUCCUGGCGAUAAGAUCAAGAAGAAGAAGCGCCAUUUCAAAGAAGAUGAGUACGACAAGGAGGACGACUUUGUCGAUGACUCUGAGAUGUUGUGGGAGGAGCAAGCUGCUGCCAGUCGUGAUGGCUUCUUCGUGUACUCGGGUCCCCUGGUUCCCGAGGUCGAGAAGCCCGAACCCGGACGUGGCGAUGGCGUCCCAAGACGCGGCCGAGGCUCCCGUGGUGGACGUGGAUCCGGACGAGGUACUGGAUCGACCCGAGGCACAGGCCGUGGUGGCGGUCCGGGUUCCCGCGGUGGUGUUGUUAGGAAGCCUCGUAUGACCAAGGCUGACAAGGCCCAAAUGGAUCGUGAGAAGGCUGAGCGUGAAGCUGCAUUCCUGAAGUCGACCAGUGGUGCGGCGGCCAACUACAAUGUUUUGCAUCCUGGCAGUCCUCAGUUCGCUGGCUUGUAA